Molecule: messenger RNA, 927 nt
Organism: Alternaria alternata
Lineage: Eukaryota; Fungi; Ascomycota; Dothideomycetes; Pleosporales; Pleosporaceae
Exons: 2
Coding region: 1-927 (308 amino acids)
Source: RefSeq, a predicted model, not a curated record
AUGCCUACUCUCAAAUUUCUCCUUGCCAGUCUUACAACCUCGCACUCACCUGUCAACGUGGCUCAAUUCGCCGUCGGAACAUGGAUCGAAAACCUGGCUAUACGCCCGAAUGGCAAAAUCCUCAUCACUAUGAUAACUCCGCCUGAGAUCUGGGAAGUCGACCCUUUCCAACCGCCUGCAUCAAAUGCCACCGAGCUGGUCCACCGCUUCGAUACUAGUAUUGCCGAUCAUACCAGCGGAAUCACGGAGACAGAACCAGACGUCUUCGUGGUAGUAGGUGGCAAUAGCAUCUGGCGCAUCGACAUGAACGAGGACCUUUCCAAUCGCGUCUCCGAAGUCGUGAACAUAGCACCCUCACGCCUCCUCAACGGCGUGACGACUCUCGACGCAAAUGCUGGAAUAAUUCUUGUCGCUGACUCGGAACUCGGUCUCAUCUGGCGCGUCGACACAAAGAGCCUGACCUACGAGAUUGCUUUACAGGACGACACAAUGGCACCGAGGGAGACUUUGAACCGCCUUAUCGGUAUCAAUGGCGUGCGCGUCUGGAAGGAUUACGUGUACUACAACAACAGCCCCCUUCAGCUUAUAUGUCGUGUUCGCGUGGAUCGAGCCACCGGGCAAGCCGCAGGGCCGUACGAAGUCAUUGCUCAAGGCGUUUUGGGGGAUGAUUUUGCUGUUGAUCAGGAUGGUACGGUAUAUGUCGCUGAGAUGACUGAAAAUGUUGUUACGCGUGUUCAAUUAGAUGGUAGUCAGGCAGUUUUUGCCGGCAACCUCAAUUCUACAGAUGUAGCGGGCGCGACAUCAGCUGUAUUUGGGAGAACAGAGGGCGCUCGCAAUGUCCUUUACGUUACUACCAAUGGAGGAAUCUCUGCGCCGGUGAAUGGGUCGAUCGUUGAGGGAGGGAAGGUCGUUGCGAUUGAGCUGUGA